AUGUCGUCUGCCCUGUACUUCCUCGCUAUCUCUUGCGGUAUUUCCAUUUGCCGGGUCCUCAUGCAGAUUUCGUCACAUUCAGAUCGAAAUCUUGACCAUAUGUCAAACCUAAACCACACCUUCAUCUACAACAACAAGACUCUCGUGACAUUCUCUCCUGAGUUUCCCAUGGAUGUCCUGAGCAUGUCGGAAUUUUCAGAUUUCAAGCGUGGGGUACUUCACUCUGUUCUCAUUGGAAUUACCGCCGUUACAGCUAUAGCAAACACCACCCUGGCCGUAGCAGUCUCUCGCAAGAUUCGCCUUUACGACUCAAAAACUAACACUCUCGUUCUAGUCCCUGAGCCCGGCAAGAUCUACGCUGAGGUACUGAAUAAUAACAUCUGGGUCCUCUUAGGCUUGCAGAUAUGUUUGAUGUUCAGCUCGUCAGCGUUCCGUUCGAAGCGCUGCAAGGAGGCUGGAACGGAUAAAAAAUGUGACAGAAUGGGCUAUGCCUUUAUAUGCUUCUCAGUCAUUUUCAUCGCCAUGAUCUUCCAGUGCUGGAACUUGUGGAGGUUCUCUCGGAAGUAUGCGCCUCCCAGAGAUGACGCUAUCGAACUCAACGACUAUCCUCCCCCCGCGGAUGCUACUCAAGGGUGCGGACAGGAGCAUACCGCGGCCCCCGCGCCGCCAUACGCGGCCUAUCUCCACCGACAUGUGUAG
This is a messenger RNA of Fusarium venenatum, 699 nucleotides long. The record is from RefSeq and is a predicted model, not a curated record. NCBI's taxonomy places the organism in Eukaryota, Fungi, Ascomycota, Sordariomycetes, Hypocreales, Nectriaceae.